AUGGGUCACCUAUUAAAUGAGGUAUUUCAAAAUAAUUGUCCUUAUGUUUCACCGCCAAGGGUUAGCACUGUUGAAUCUCAUGCAGAGGAGACAUGUAGUCUGGAUAUCCAUGUGAACAAAUCUAAUAUCAACACACAUAUCAUGAAUUUUGAAACACCUUUGACAUCAGUUCCUGAGUCAAAAACUGUUAUUUCACCAGAGGUUUUUCCUAUCAAGUCUAAUACGAAGGAGAUUAUGAAUCUCAACAUCCAUAAACCCCCAUCCCCACCUUCAUCGGGGAUUGGGGGAAUCGGGGAUUUCUUUUUCUCUUUUAAUAUGAAAACUUUUACGGCGGGUCCAAGGUCCGGGAUUAAGGGUAUCCCCAUUCCCAUCCCCAUCCCUACUUUUUUAUUCGGGGAUUCCCCAUCCCCGAUUAAGUUGGGGAUUCCCCUGUCUGAACGGGUGCGGAUUUCGGGUUCCCCAUCGUGUAUGGGGCUUUUUGCCAUCCCUAUCCCUGAGCACACAUCUACAGUGGACUCAAAUGUCAACAUUGGUGUGACUUCAACUAUUGAUACUUCGAUAAUUCUUCUACCACCUGCUACUCCACUUAUUACAUAUGUUGUUCAAAUUACAUCUAUUCCAACACACUCAUCAACUUUCGUUAGGAUCCUUUGUCAUCUAAUUACUACCUUAUUCUUAUCCCAAUCCACUGGUCCUUCACAUCAUCAAGUAAUGGAUGAUUCUCAGCUAAUGGAUGAUGAAGAUGAUUUGAUUUUGGGUAGACUGGAUGAUAACAUUAAGUCUUUCAAGUUUGAUAUUUUUAAAGUACAAAAUGUUGCAAGGGAGCGGCAUGAAUUGUUGGAGAAGCAGUUAUCAACUUUGAAAGAGUCAAUUGAAUUGAAAAUUCAAGGUCUUUAUGAUCUUAUUUCCUCGAAAUUCAAGAAUACUAGGGACUUUUGUUAUGGUGUUCGUCUCAAUGUUGAUAGGUUGAUCUCUACAGUGAACACGUUGUUGGAGGAUGUCCAAGCCUUCAAUGUUGAAUAUAAGGCUAAGAUAGAGAAGAAAAUGUGUCUGGUGUUACUCUUUUCAGAGGCUUUGAGACUACUCUCAAUUCUUUUCAAACACAAAUCUCGAACUAUGAAAAUAUUUCAUCUUCUUUGA
This is a messenger RNA of Lactuca saligna, 1140 nucleotides long. The record is from the annotation of a GenBank genome assembly. NCBI's taxonomy places the organism in Eukaryota, Viridiplantae, Streptophyta, Magnoliopsida, Asterales, Asteraceae.